UAUCGAUAUAACUGCAAGAGCUGGUCACUCUACGUAAUUCCACUAAUUUCGGCACAAUUUUCCAGAUCCACACAAACUAAUCCAAGACAAAGAGGAAGAUUCAGAAUUCCUCCGGCUACGAUGGAGUUUCCACCUUGUCCCCCCUCCUUGAAGUCCAUUCAGCACUUCUUGAAACUGGCCCAAGAGCACGACACAAGGGAUGUGGUCAUUGCCUACUGGGCGAGACUCUAUGCCCUCCAAGUGGGUCUCAAGGCCUCCACCCAAACGGGUGAGGAAACCAAAUUGCUCCUCGGCUUGAUGGAUUGGCUGGAGCAGAUGAAGAAGCAGCAUACGGACAACGAGGCCUUGACCAAUGAGGUGGCUGCCCAAGCUCACAUUGAAAACUACGCCUUGAAACUAUUCCUGUACGCCGAUAAACAGGAUCGCGAGGAGAACUUUGGCAAAAACGUCGUCAAGGCCUUCUACUCCAGCGGAGUGCUGUACGACAUACUCCAGACCUUCGGGGAACUGAGCGAGGAGGCGCUGCACAACAGGAAGUACGCCAAGUGGAAGGCGGCCUACAUACACAAUUGCCUGAAAAACGGAGAGACACCGAUUCCCGGUCCCUUGCCAGAUGACGAUGAUGAGGCGGAACUCGAGGGGGAGAAUACCAACGCUUCGGCUACGGACACAUCGCCAGAGGAUGUAGCGGGAGCAGCUGCUCCUGCCCCUGAUACCCAGCCGCCUGCUCCAUCUUCGCCGACGACUUCCAGCGUGGUUCCCCCCACCGUCGAGGAGGUGCUAAACAAUCCGAACAAAUUGCCCAGUCCGCCGGUGGAUGAGGAAAAGCCCGGUGGCUUUGAGCCCUAUGUGCCCACAGGUCAGCCCCAUCCAGCCACGGCGGCCACCAUUUACCAGCCCAUUGUGCCCGUGGCCGGAGUGCACAUCACUCCUGACCAAAUGAUUACCGCCCAGAAGUAUUGCAAGUACGCAGGAAGUGCCCUCAACUAUGAUGACGUGAAGACCGCCAUCGAGAACCUGCAGAAGGCCCUAAAGCUCCUGAGCACUGGAUCCGAGUAGGGCACACACACCAGUUAAUUGUAUUUAGGAAUCGAUUCCUAGGCACAGUUAUAGCUUAGAGCACCACAGUAUACCCUUAAUAAUCUCUCCGCUAAUCGCGCGUUGCAAAACGAAAUUAAUACGAAUUUCAGAUUGACUGACAUGUUGGAUAAUUAAUUUUAAAUAUGUAUGAGUUGUUCAAAUUUAUUAAAAUUGUUUCUAAAAGUCGUAA
This is a messenger RNA of Drosophila gunungcola (fruit fly), 1270 nucleotides long. RefSeq names its product vacuolar protein sorting-associated protein VTA1 homolog (gene Vta1). Gene Ontology annotation, cellular component: multivesicular body. The transcript is spliced from 4 exons. The record is from RefSeq and is a predicted model, not a curated record. Gene Ontology annotation, biological process: late endosome to vacuole transport via multivesicular body sorting pathway. Lineage: Eukaryota; Metazoa; Arthropoda; Insecta; Diptera; Drosophilidae. Bases 121 to 1059 code for a protein of 312 amino acids.